AUGAAUAUUCAUAAGAAAGAUAUUAUAAUUAUUGGUUGUGGUUGUAUAGGUUUAUCGGCAGGAGUCAUACUUUUAAAGACCGGAGACUAUAAUGUGAAAAUAUGGGCAAAAGAUUUACCACCAAAUACCACUUCCAAUAAGGCUGCUGCACUGUGGUAUCCAUUCUUGUCGGAACCUCUAGAUAAAGUAGGAAGAUGGUCACAGGAAACAAUGGAUUACUUCAAGAAAGAGAUCAUUCCACUCGGUGUCGAAAAGACUGGAACUCUCACUAAAAAGGUCUACGAAUUGUAUCGUACUCCUCGAGCCCAGCUGCCAGAGUGGAGUCCAUUCGUACCGUCGUUCAGAAGAAUGAAGAAAGAAGAGAUGCUCGACGGUUACAUCGAUGGUUUCACAGUGGAAGAUGGAUUCGUAAUGGAUACCGAUCAAUAUAUGGAUUGGCUCGUAGAGUCUUUCAAAGCACUCGGAGGAUCGAUCGACCAACGUGAAGUCGUAGAUAUUCGUGAACCGUUUAUCUAUGCCGAUAUCGUAAUCAAUUGUUCUGGACUUGGUGCACGUGAAUUGAUUGGAGAUCGUCUUGUCUAUCCAUCUCGUGGACAGAUCAUCGUUGUUGAUAACACACGUGAUAUUUCACUUAUGGAUGAAGAAGAUGAAUAUCAACUUGGAUAUGUUAUUCCAAGAGUACACAACUCAGUUUUGGGAGGAACCAAUCAACAACAUAACUAUAACUUGGAACCAUCCAAAAAGGAUACAGAAGAGAUUUUAGAUAGAGUAGCAAAGAUUUCACCACAAUUUGAAAGAAAAAAUCUAAAGAUUCUAGGUGAAAAAGUUGGACUUCGUCCAUCUAGAUAUUCAAUUAGAUUGGAGAAUGAAUUCAUGCAAGACGGUAGAAAACUGUUGGUACACAACUAUGGACAUGGUGGAAGUGGAUUUACCGUUAGUUGGGGUUGUGCUCUCGAUACUUUGAAAUUGGUUCGUAAAGGUGCUGAUAAACUUAAAACCAGUAAUAAAAGUGACGUACCUUGGUACAGUCUACUUAAUAAAAGGAGAAGUAGUAGUAGUUGUAGUUUUGUCAAUGAUUAG
This is a messenger RNA of Heterostelium album PN500, 1080 nucleotides long. RefSeq names its product FAD-dependent oxidoreductase (gene ddo-1). The transcript is spliced from 4 exons. Lineage: Eukaryota; Evosea; Eumycetozoa; Acytosteliales; Acytosteliaceae. The record is from RefSeq and is a predicted model, not a curated record. The coding region runs from base 1 to 1080 and encodes 359 amino acids. Gene Ontology annotation, molecular function: D-amino-acid oxidase activity; FAD binding.